Misgurnus anguillicaudatus (oriental weatherfish) is the source of this 2895-nucleotide messenger RNA. Lineage: Eukaryota; Metazoa; Chordata; Actinopteri; Cypriniformes; Cobitidae. The record is from RefSeq and is a predicted model, not a curated record.
AUGUAUGGCCUGUAUUUAGAAGCAGUGAAUGACUACAUAGAUGAAUCGUAUGGAGAGGACGUAUGGAGACAAAUCGAGACCAGAGCCGAGAUCCCUCACCUUAAAUUUGUCCGACACCAAAUGUAUAAUGAUAAUCUUAUCCUACGAUUGGCAAAGGCUGCUGUAGAGGUUUUGGGAAAAACUCAUGAUGAGCUCAUGUACACUUUUGGAGUCUACAUGGUCAAGCGGAUUGGAAACAAUGCUUAUGAGAGGAUCUUAAAGGUGAUUUUCAAGCAUUGGCAGCUCUCUCAGGUGGGCCGUCAGUUUUAUAACACAGACAUCGAGGUGGAGAUUUUGUCCAAAGAGGAAACAGAGAAAAUGACAUAUGUGGUGUACAAGAUGAAUUUUGACAAUGCUGCGUUUAAGCACCGUAUGCCCCAACAGAAAACAGCCCCAGGCUACGAGAAAUUGCCCAUGAAGCGAGGAAUCUUUUUCGAUAUGUUUCCCUUCAGCGUGAUUUUCCGAAGGGACAUGACCAUGUAUCGGAUCGGUUUGAAAGAGGUGUUUUCUGAUCUGCAGGGCAAAAAAGUCAAUGAAGAAUUUACCCUGGUGCGACCCAUGCUGGAAUUCAGCUGGGACAAUGUGAACAUUAAGGUGAUGGAUGAAAUAAAAGGCAUGGACCAAGAAUACAACGGCGCUUUGACUCAGUACAACAGCUCUGCUAAUUCUGGAGGAGAGGACAUGCUGCUGGCUUUUCAGACUGUCACUGGCAAGUGCAGUGAAACCAUAUUUGAAGACAUGCGAGAGCCCCCUAAAAAGCCUCUUCAUUUAAAGGGUCAGAUGAAGUAUGUGUCGCAGUGGGACUCCCUCAUCUUCCUUGGAACUCCCAUUAUCGAGACAGUGGAGGACAUGAUAAAAAUGGGAGUUUAUGUCAACAAUUUAAACCUGCACGACUCAAGCAGAGAGCUCAUCCUUGCUGGCACGCAGCAGUCAGCCGAGCUGCAGCUGGCACUUGACGAGGAGCAGCAGAAGUAUGCGCAGCUCCAGGAGAUCAUUAAAAAGUUGGAUGAGGAGAAGAAGAGAGGAGACUCCCUACUGUACGCCAUGAUACCCAAAGCCGUGGCAGACAGACUGCGCAAGGGAAUAACAGCCCUGGAGACAUGUCAGGUGUUUCCAGAUGUGACCAUUCUGUUCAGCGACGUGGUGAAGUUUAAUGAGAUCUGUAUUCAUAUAACCCCUAUGCAGGUGGUGGAUAUGCUAAAUGAGAUUUACAUCGUUUUUGACACACUCAGCAAGAAACAUAAUGUUUUUCAGGUAGAGACCAUACGAGACGCCUACAUGGUCGUGGCAGGUGUGCCCAAUAAAACCACAUUCCAUGCACAUCACAUCUGCGACAUGGCUCUAGACAUGCUGAGCUCCAUCGAUCAUUUGAAAGAUCCCUCCACUGGGGACAACAUCCAGAUCCGUGUCGGCAUUCACUCUGGGAUGGUGGUAGCAGGGGUGGUGGGUCUGAAGAUGCCAAGAUAUUGUCUGUUCGGGGACACGGUAAACACAGCUUCUCGGAUGGAGUCAAAUGGCAUCGGCAUGCAAAUCCACAUCAGCCAGACCACCAAAGAUCAUCUGGAGCAUGAACCAUAUAUCAUUGAGGAACGAGGAAAGAUUUUUGUUAAGGGUAAAGGUUAUAUGAACACAUAUUGGCUCAAGGGUAAGAAAGACCUCUCUUUUAUGUCUCCAGCAGAGCUCAGAUACAGCAAUGAGCAGAAGGACUCUAAGAACAGAAGCUCAAAUAGUUCCACUUGCACUAACAGGAAACAUUCCCCAUCCAAUCUGAAUACCCCCAAUGAGGAGCAGGCUGAGGUUAAGCCCAUACCACCACUAGAGGGCGCCCCAGACCCAAACACGUUCACCAAUGAGUCCCAGGAGAAAGAAAAGCUUAAAAAGACAAAAAACAACAAAGGAGGCAAGGCGGACAAUGCAUCGGGUAAUGCACAGGACAGCACUCCACCUGCUGGAGGACCGGAGAAUGCAGCUCCAGAGCUAAAUAACAAAACAUUCAGAAGCCAAUACUUAUGACUACCAGUCAAUCUUCCCAUGAGAAGCACAGCCUGCAGUCUGCUGUGAAAAUCUGGGAGAGAUUUUAAUCACAUAUUGAUUAGCCCCACAAAUCUUUCCAUAUUGUAUUUCCUCAUCAGAAAAUACAGUUUAUGGUAGAAGCUGUUAUGACAGCUUCAGCUGGGUUUAUUUCAAGCAAAGAUCAUACAGAUCUAUUUUUGAUAAUCAGAUCAGACACAGAAUGAUCAGACAAUUGCAUUUAUGUCAGGAAAUUCUAAGCAAGAAAAUCUGAAGAAACAACCUGACUGUGGAACAUAAAGCAAUUUCAAUGCAUAUUUCUCUCAGAUUUGCCAAAAAAUAAACAAAAAAUACUUUGCUUUAGUGCUUUAGAUGGAGAGCUAAUUUACAUGGUAUUUCUGGAACACAAUUUCACAUUUCAGUCUGAAAGAAAAUAAAUCUGAAUAAUAAUAUUGCUUGCUAGAAAACCUGCUUAUUCUCUGGUGUACAGAGCUGUAACCAUCUAACACCUUGAACAAAAUUCAUCAGUUGCCACACAAAUUCAACCAAUCAGGUUAUAAAUACAGUAUAUAAUCCUUUAUUUAAUUCUGUAUAAAAACAAAACUUUUCUGGCUGCUACAGUAAAGUACUUCCUCUUUUGAGAGUUUAAAUAACUCUCUAUUUUAUUAAUAAAUAUAAGUGUAUGAACCUUUUGCAAGUAGACAUCACAGUUACGUCAAUGCAAGCUGCGCGUGCAAUGUGGUGGCAGAAAAGAGUGUAAAUGAAUUAUACACGAGUGAAACGGGCAAGAUAACUCACUAGAAAAUGUCUUCUUGUGCUGUUAAGUAUCAGAAUAGAAAUGCCAAA